GGGUGCCUGAAGUCAUGGCGCCCAGCGGGGGCCCAGUGCGUGACGUCGCCGCGAACCCAGCGCGUGGUGACGUCACCGCGCCCCUCCUGACCUUGCCCAGUCUCCUGACUCCCCAGCUGGUGCUGAGGGAGCGAUGUCAGGGUCCAGGCGGCAGGGCCGGCCCCCGGAGCCGAGAGGCAGCAGACCAAAGCUGGACCUUCUGUUUGUCAGACGAUUCUGCCAAAUCCAGGCAAUCCUCUUCCCAUCUUGGACAUCGCAGAGUGUUCUGAUGUUUGCUACACUGCUGUUUGUUGUCCUCCUCGAGCAGCUGAUAAUCUAUCAGGUAGGAAUUAUUCCAAGCCACUUCUUCAAGGUUCUGGGUGAGAAAGAUGUUGUUGGCUUCAGACAAAUCACUAUUGUGGCCAUCUGCCUCAUUGUGGCCAACUCCCUGUUGAAAAGUUUCGACCAGUUCAUCUCCAGUUUGAUGUAUGUACAUUGGAGACAGACUCUGACCAUGGACCUCCACAAGGCCUACUUCAAGAAGAAAGUCUACUACACCCUUAACGUACUCCAUGCUGAGUUGGAUAAUCCGGACCAGCGUAUCAGCCAAGAUGUGGAGAGGUUUUGCAAAGGAAUGAGCAAAAUGGCCAGCAACCUCAUCAUCUCCCCAUUCACCCUGGUUUAUUACACCUACCAAUGCUUUUACAGUACAGGCUGGCUGGGUCCAAUCAGCGUCUUCAUUUACUUCUUCAUCGGUUCAGUGGCCAAUAAAAUUCUAAUGGAGCCAAUUGUCUCAACCCUGGUCCAGCAGGAGAAGCUGGAGGGAGACUUCAGGUUCAAGCACAUGCAGAUCCGUGUUAAUGCCGAGUCAGCUGCGUUCUACAGAGCAGGAAGAGUGGAGCACAUGAGGACAAACUGGAAACUGCAGGACCUACUGCAAACACAGAGAGAGCUGAUGAAGAGGGAGCUGUGGCUGUACAUCAGUGUGAACAUUUUUGAUUACCUGGGCAGUAUCAUCAGUUACAUCAUCAUAGCGAUCCCCAUUUUUAGUGGACGGUACGAUGGUCUUGCUCCUGCAGCCCUUAUCGAGCUGGUCAGUAAGAAUGCCUUUGUGUCCAUGUAUCUGAUACACUGCUUCAGCCAACUCAUUGACCUCUCGACUACUGUGUCUGAUCUUGCGGGCUACACACACAGAAUUGGAGAGCUGCAAGAGAUGGUCCUCAAACUCUGCAAAUCACAUCGUAAGAGCAGACAGCCAUCAUGCAAGGAAUUGUCAGGUUUUGACAAGGACAGUAUAGAUUCAGAAGAGGAGGACGAGGAAGAGUCUGGUGAUGUGGCCUUUAUCCUGGAGCAGGUCUCCUUUACUGCACUGUCCUCCAAGGAGGAGCUAGUGAAAAACCUAACCCUGACAGUCAUCGCGGGGCACAACCUCUUGGUAACGGGCAACACUGGCUCUGGAAAGACCACUCUGUUACGGGUCCUGAAUAGACUAUGGGAGACAGCUCACGGGUCUGUCCACAUGCUGACUUCCUUCGGGCCCCGUGGAGUUAUGUUUUUUCCCCAGAAGCCAUACUUCACUGAUGGAACUCUACGAGAACAGGUAAUUUAUCCUUUGAAGGAAAUCUACCCAGUUACAGGUUUACCAGAUGACGAGAGAAUCACCCGCUUCUUAACAUUGACCGGAUUGCUUGGAACCUCAGAGAGUUACAGUCUAACUGAUUUAGCUAUUCUUGCAUUAAGGGGUCACUCCUGAAGAGGACUGGUGGUUUGGAUGAGAGAGUGGAUUGGAACUGGUACGAUGUGCUGUCUCCUGGAGAAAUGCAGAGACUGUGCUUCGCUCGACUCUUCUAUCACCAGCCCAAAUAUGCAG
Chiloscyllium plagiosum (whitespotted bambooshark) is the source of this 1849-nucleotide messenger RNA. The record is from RefSeq and is a predicted model, not a curated record. NCBI's taxonomy places the organism in Eukaryota, Metazoa, Chordata, Chondrichthyes, Orectolobiformes, Hemiscylliidae.